AUGUCUGCGAUUUUGAGAGCCGUUGGAAGAGCUAUAGCAGAAACAGACACGACAACUACCACUACCAGAGAUGUCUCGACUCCUCGAGAGGAUCCUCCAGACGACAACUCGGAGAGUAUUAGACAAUCGCAGAAAAAGGAUGACAAUUAUGACACGUGCAAGAAACUGGCUCAAAUGGGUUUGGGAAUGGGAGUCAGCUGCCUGCGGUUUCAUCCAGAGUUACUGGACCAACAGAUUGACCCUACACCGUCUCGACUUCUUCAACUGACGAUGGGAAGCGGAUACAAUUCCUUCAAGACCGACGUUCGAGAUUGGUACAAGGUACGCCGCGAGAUGCACGGAAGUCUCAGCACAUCAACUGCUUCGCCCGUUCACUUAGACGUUACAAUCAACGCGGAGCGCAAGACGGAAUCUCGAAGUUUGCAUCGGCACGAAGGCCAGAAGGUCCACACAAGAACGAUCUAUUUUGACGAUAUCAUGGCGAUGAGAUCUGCUCCGUUAUGUAUAGGGCUGACGACGUUGAUGGCAACUCUUCGCCGAGUCCGUCUCGUCUUGAUGCGCUCAUCAGAAUCAGACAAGAAGAAAACAAGAGAAAUUUGA
Corticium candelabrum is the source of this 600-nucleotide messenger RNA. RefSeq lists its product as uncharacterized. The transcript is spliced from 3 exons. Lineage: Eukaryota; Metazoa; Porifera; Homoscleromorpha; Homosclerophorida; Plakinidae. The record is from RefSeq and is a predicted model, not a curated record. Bases 1 to 600 code for a protein of 199 amino acids.